GCCUUUAUCUUCUCACCCCCAAAAUUUCGCUAUAUAAAAAUGCUGAUUCCUGUCAGUCCUUUUAACAUUUUCCGAGACCCCUUUCAAUCAUUUCUCUCGCUGGAGCUCUAUUAUUCUCCUCUGAUCGUUAUCUCUACUUUUGCUCUCAAUUCUUGAAUUUAGGUUCCCAUUGAUGGCGGAUAAUGAAGAGGGUGGGGAAGCUGCUCCCAGAGGAAAUGAGUGGGAAGUUGUAUCACUCACUGCAUCAGCAUAUGCUGCUGCACCUGGUCCUCAACAGGUUGAGUCAAUCAAUGAUAACCAGGGUAAGUUAGGUGGAGAGAAUGAUGCUGAAACUUCUAAUGCUAUGUUUAUGUCUGGUCAUUUUGUCUUCCCUCCAAGUCAGCAUGAGAAUUUGCCAUUGGCACCUGAAAAAAGUGAGAUACGCGAAGAAAAGGGUGGUGAGUAUGAUGUUUCUCAGUUAAUUUCAGAUGACGGGGGUAAAUCGGCUUUGAAGGAUGAAGAAAAUGUAAGUAUCAGAGAGUUGAUGACGGAUGAGUUUCCUGGAAUUCAGAUUUUUGAUGACAAAGGUAACAGGUUAUCAGCUUCCGGUGCAUACUUUGAAAAAGAUGUGGUAUUUGACAAGGAGAAGAACAUUUACAACACUACAGAAUUUAGUUCGUUCCAUUGCGAAUCAACCAUUCCCAAGUCUGAUACUGUUGAGGAGGGUGGGGAGACUGAUUAUUCUCUUGUACCUGAAGACCAUGGCUUGGAUUCUGGCGUGUCAAAUUUCCAGAAGCCUGAUGAGGGGGAAAAGUACGAUGCUGGUGGCCUUCCUUGCGAAGCUUGGUGGAAAAGACGGGCUGUUUCUCUGUAUGCCCACGCAAAAGAGGCAAAUACGUUUUGGUCUAUUUUCGUUGCUGCAGCUGUUAUGGGGCUUGUAAUUAUCGGUCACCACUGGCAGCAAGAAAGGUGGCAGGUUUUGCACCUCAAGUGGCAGUUUGGUAUUAGUGAUGAGAGGAUGGGCAGGGUGCUUGGUCCCAUAUCUCGAUUUAAAGAUGUGAUUGUUGGUGGCCACCGACGGGGUUCACUUGUUCGGGGCAGCACCUCCACAGAACGUUAAGA
Molecule: messenger RNA, 1101 nt
Organism: Sesamum indicum (sesame)
Lineage: Eukaryota; Viridiplantae; Streptophyta; Magnoliopsida; Lamiales; Pedaliaceae
Gene: ATI1
Product: mesoderm induction early response protein
Cellular component (GO): intracellular membrane-bounded organelle
Source: RefSeq, a predicted model, not a curated record